Molecule: messenger RNA, 1581 nt
Organism: Lodderomyces parapsilosis
Lineage: Eukaryota; Fungi; Ascomycota; Pichiomycetes; Serinales; Debaryomycetaceae
Product: cytochrome P450
Exons: 1
Coding region: 1-1581 (526 amino acids)
Molecular function (GO): heme binding; iron ion binding; oxidoreductase activity, acting on paired donors, with incorporation or reduction of molecular oxygen, reduced flavin or flavoprotein as one donor, and incorporation of one atom of oxygen
Source: RefSeq, a predicted model, not a curated record
AUGAUUGAUUCAGCCAUUGCUACAUAUUGGUAUAUCACAAUACCAUCAGUAUUCCUACUUUACAUCAUCAUAAGCUACAUCAAUGAGCAAUACUUGAUGCGCAAGUUCAAAGCCAAACCAUUCACAAACUAUAUUAGUGGUGGCUUUUUUGGAUUCCAAGAAGGUAUUGCAGCUUUGAAACAUAAGAAAGCAGGUACAGCUAUUGAGCGCUAUCGUGACUUGUAUGAGGAAUUACCCAAUCCAGAUGUACCAACUUACAAAAGUUUUGUAUUUGGUACACCAUUGGUAUUCACCAAAGAUCCAGAAAAUAUCAAAGCAAUAUUGGCCACUCAAUUUAAUGAUUUCUCAUUGGGUAUUAGACAUGCACAUUUUGACCCACUUUUGGGUGAUGGUAUUUUCACUUUGGAUCAUCAAGGAUGGAAAGAUUCACGAGCAAUGUUACGUCCUCAGUUCGCAAGAGAUCAAAUUGCUCAUGUCAAGGCAUUGGAGCCUCAUUUUCAAUUCUUGUUGAGACAUAUUGAAAAGAACAAUGGUCAGUUCUUUGAUAUACAAGAGUUGUUUUUCAGGUUCACUGUUGAUUCAGCUACUGAGUUUUUGUUUGGGUCUAGUGUUUCCUCGUUACAAGAUGAAUCUAUUGGAUGCGAUACAACUGAAUUGGAUUUUGUCGGCAGAAAGGAGUUUCCUGAAGCCUUCAACAAAUCACAAUUGAUUUUGUCAACAAGAGCAUUAUUACAGAAGAUGUAUUGGAUCUAUAACCCCAAAGAAUUCAAGAAAUGUAACGCUAUUGUUCAUCAAUUCAGCGACUACUAUAUUAACAAAGUAUUGAGCUGUACACCCGAAGAAAUUGAAAAGCAAAGUGGGUAUGUUUUUCUUUAUGAAUUGGUGAAACAAACAAGAAACCCCAAAGUGUUGAGAGAUCAAGCAUUGAACAUCUUGGUUGCUGGUAGAGAUACCACUGCUGGUUUAUUAUCAUUUGUUUUAUUCGAAUUGGCAAGGAACCCCGAUAUCUACAAAAAGUUGCGCGACGAGAUCUUGGAUAAAUUUGGUACUUCAAACUUGGAAGAAAUUACUUUUGAAAGCUUAAAGAAGUGUGAAUAUUUGAAAGCUGUGCUUAAUGAAGCAUUACGUAUGUAUCCAUCAGUUCCAAGAAAUUAUAGGGUCUCCACUAGAAACACGACAUUACCUCGUGGUGGUGGUUCUGAUGGUACAUCUCCUAUAUUUAUCCCAAAAGGAAGAUCAGUUAUUUACAAUAUUGCUGCUACACACAUGGAUCCAAGGUACUAUGGCAAAGAUGUUGAAGAGUUUAGACCUGAAAGAUGGUUUGAAGAGCUGACAAAGAAGUUGGGUUGGGCUUAUUUGCCAUUCAAUGGUGGUCCACGUAUUUGUUUAGGUCAACAAUUUGCUUUAACUGAAGCUUCUUAUGUUGUUGCUAGGUUAGCUCAAACUAUAUCCAAGUUGGAGUUGAAAGAUGGUUACACUUAUCCACCAAAGAAGAUGACUCAUUUGACCAUGUGUAUGUUUGAUGGUGUUUAUGUCAAGAUGGAGAAAGAUGCAACAGCAGCAGCAGCAAAGAGUGGAUGA